AUGGCAACAAUCAACAUUUCAGGAAUAGCCGUACCCCGCCUAUCCUUCGGUCUUGGGUCACUAAUGUCAUGGGCACCCGGCCAUUCUCACCCACUUCCUACAGACAGCAGCGUCGAAGUUCAACAAGCGAUCGACGCUGGCUUCCGUCACUUCAAUACUGGCGAUCUCUACACCAAUAACGACAGCCUUGCGAAAGUCCUCCGCCGCAGCAAUCUCAAACGCUCCGAGGUCUUCCUAUCCCUUAAGAUCAACACCUACGCAUCUCUAGGAUGUCGAGGCCGCGAUCACAUAAUCCAGACCGUAAAGGAAGAGAUCGAGCGGUUUGGGAUAUUAGAAGGCUAUAUUGACAUCCUGCAGCUGCACUUCCCGCCCCGUGGUUACGCUGGGAACAUGACAAAUCGCGAAACAUGGCGUGUGCUGGAAGACCUCAAGGAUCAGGGAGUUGCUCGCAUUAUUGGCGUGUCGAACUGGUAUGUUGCCGAUAGUACAAUAAUAUGGUUGGUGCAACCAGAUCGAGGCUCACGAGCGCGAUUUUGUAGGACCUUGCCCGAUUACCAUGACAUCUUUAACGCCAGCGACCUUAAGCACCCUCCGCAGCUCAACGAAUGCGAAUUCAACCCGUUCUUACUUUCUGAUCCCAAGGUCCGGGAACUCCAUGAGUUCGAAGUCAAGCACAAUAUUGUCCCAAUGAACUACGGGUUUUUGACAGCCAUAAGCGGCCGCUUGCCUACUAAAGACAGCUCGGCACUGCUGCAGAAGUUGGAAGAGCAGUCGAAGCUGACGAAGCUGUCAACAGCUGAUCUGCUGCUCAGCUGGGCAUACUACCGGCUUGGCGGCAUUGUCGUGACAUCUACAUCGAAGGCAGACCGCGCUAAGAAGACCUUCGAGCUCCUUUCGGCUGAGAAAGCGCCAGUGAACGGUGGCGUCUACGAGGAAAUUGAAAAGGCGGCAGCUCUGGACGGUCCCGAAGGCAAGGUAUUCUAUGGCCAUCCUCACAUGGAGAAAGCUCGCCGGGAAAAUAUGAAUGCUCAGAAGUAG
Molecule: messenger RNA, 1038 nt
Organism: Colletotrichum spaethianum
Lineage: Eukaryota; Fungi; Ascomycota; Sordariomycetes; Glomerellales; Glomerellaceae
Product: NAD/NADP-dependent indole-3-acetaldehyde reductase
Exons: 2
Coding region: 1-1038 (345 amino acids)
Cellular component (GO): cytosol
Molecular function (GO): aldose reductase (NADPH) activity
Source: RefSeq, a predicted model, not a curated record